This is a messenger RNA of Nannospalax galili (Upper Galilee mountains blind mole rat), 1863 nucleotides long. RefSeq names its product acyl-CoA thioesterase 6 (gene Acot6). The record is from RefSeq and is a predicted model, not a curated record. Gene Ontology annotation, molecular function: fatty acyl-CoA hydrolase activity. NCBI's taxonomy places the organism in Eukaryota, Metazoa, Chordata, Mammalia, Rodentia, Spalacidae. The coding region runs from base 83 to 1348 and encodes 421 amino acids. The transcript has 3 exons. Gene Ontology annotation, biological process: fatty acid metabolic process; acyl-CoA metabolic process.
CGGACGAACAAAGAGUGAACUCGUGACCACUGACGCCGGAAACCAAGAGACUCGACUGACCUAACAACCUUCGGAAGUUAGAAUGGCUCCUACAGUGCUCCUGGAGCCCGCGGGCCGCAGCUGCUGGGACGAGCCGCUGCGCAUCGCCGUGCGCGGACUCACCCCCGAGCAGCCCGUCACGCUGCGCACGGCCCUAAGCGACGAGAAAGCCGUGCUCUUCCGCGCCCACGCGCGCUACCGCGCCGACGCCGGCGGCGAGCUGGACCUGGCGCGCGCGCCCGCGCUGGGCGGCAGCUUCGCGGGGCUCGAGCCCAUGGGGCUGCUCUGGGCCCUGGAGCCCGACAGGCCUCUCUGGCGCCUGCUCAAGCGGGACGUGCAGACGCCCUUCGUGCUGGAGCUGGAGGUGCUGGACGGCCACGAGCCCGACGGCGGGCGGCUGCUGGCCCGGGCGGUGCACGAGCGCCACUUCCUGCCGCCCGGGGUGCGGCGGGUGCCCGUGCGCGCGGGCCGGGUGCGCGCCACUCUCUUCCUGCCGCCGGGCAAGGGACGGUUCCCUGGGAUCAUCGAUCUGUUUGGAAGUGGUGGUGGCCUUUGUGAAUACAGAGCUAGCCUCUUGGCUGGGCAUGGUUUCGCUGUGCUUGCUCUGGCUUACUUCAGAUUUGAAGACCUCCCUGAAUAUUUGAGUGACUUGCACCUGGAGUACUUUGAAGAAGCCGUGGACUUUAUGCUGCAGCAUCCAAAGGUGAAAGGCCCUAGUGUUGGGCUUCUUGGUUUCUCCAAGGGAGGUGACCUGUGCCUCUCAAUGGCGUCUCUCCUGAAGAACAUCACAGCCACUGUACUUAUCAAUGCCUGUGUGGCCAACACAAUAGUUCCUCUGUAUUACAAGGAUAUGGUUGUUCCUGAUCUUGGCAGUGACCCAACAAAACAAAAAACCACUGAGUCAGGCCUUCUGGAUUUGGUAGAUAUUUGGAACAAUCCACUGGAGAAACCCAAUCACCAAAGUGUUAUUCCAUUGGAAAAGGCCCAGGGACCCUUCCUGUUUAUUGUGGGCAUGGAUGAUCAUAACUGGAAGAGUGGUUACUAUGCUCAUAUAGCCUGUGAACGUCUACAGGCCCAUGGAAAAGACAGAGCCCAGGUAAUAUACUAUCCAGAAACUGGUCACUGUAUUGAUCCACCUUACUUUCCUCCUUCUAGAGCCUCUGUGCAUGCAUUGUUGGGUGAAGCAGUAUUCUAUGGAGGUGAACCAAGGGCACACUCAAGGGCACAGGUGGAUGCCUGGCAGCAAAUUCAAGCUUUCUUCCAAAAAUAUCUUAAUGAUGAAGAACCUGUCAAGCACAGCAAACUAUAACAUUUCAAUUACAGACCAAAUACUAUUCAUAAAAUUCUAAUCAUGCAAAUUCUGUUUGAAUUCCCAAAUACUAAGAAAGCUUUCUUUUCGGGAGGGGUCUCAAUGUAGCCCAGACUGGACUCAAGUGUACUAUAUAGCCAAAGAUGACCUUAGGGUUCUGAUCUUCUUGAUUCUGUCUCUUUCAUGUUGGGAUUAGAGGCAUGCACCACUAUGCCUAGUAUUACGUAUUUCCAGGGAUCCAACCCAGGGCUUUGUGUAUGAUAAGCAAGCAUUUGACUUAUGGCACUAUAGCCCCAUUCCCCUAGGAAGUUUUCUGUAGGAAGCUCAGCCUCUUUGUCAGGUCCUGCUGGACUCUGAGCCUCCUAAAACAACAUUGCUGGGUCUACUCUUUCCUCUGAACUUUAAUGGAUACUGUUAAGGUUCAGAUAGCCCUGCCCCCUCACCAACGGGUCUCAAGGACUUCUCAAGCUCCUGAAAAAAGGGAACCAAGUUGAUAAGCACAUUGGUCUUUGAAG